AUGUACCCUGCCACCGCACCGCUGCCCCAGCCCAGGGAGGCUCCACGGAAAGGAUACAACACCAGCCGUCUGCUUCCAGGCCCUACAGCCACGAGCGCUGCAUCUCCACCAGCGCUUAGGGCACGUGGUGCCCGCCCACCCUGGGGACCUGCAGCAGCUGCUCCCGUCGCUGCUCCUCCUCUGCUGGGCCCAUGCCGGGCUUCUGGGUGCCGGGGACCACCCUCGCCUUCAGGGCUACCUGAUCCACUCUGGCAACCAGGAGUUCCGGAGCUUUGCUGGCCAACUCGGCCCCCUGCACCUACCGCGCUGCCGUCCCCCGGGGCCUGCAUGGCCACGGCGUGUCCCUCUAAGAGCCGACGAGAGCCUGAGCGCCUCACGAGGCCCCACCCCUUCUACCCAAGGACGCCCAGGGCGCCUGCACAGACACCCCUGAGCUCGCCUCCCGGCACCGGAUUGGCUGCCGCCCUGCCCCCCACGGGCCGCCCCGAAGACCCCGUUGGGCUGCACAGACUCGGUUCCGUCGUGAAGCCCCGCUCCUUUCGCAUGCCCUGGAUGCGCCUGCACAGACCGGCCCCUCCUGUCCGGGGCCCGGCGGCGUGGAGCCGGCGCCGAGUGCCCACGGAGUCACCACCGAGACAGGAGCGACGCCUUUCCACUCCCAAGGCCUUGACCCGUCUCCCAAACCAUCUGCUCCAGGCAAUAAGGGCCACCCACCCACCCCCAAAGCCCUCCGACCCUCCCCCCAGUAAAGCCCAGAGUAAACCACAAACAGCAGGGGAAGUGUAG
Delphinapterus leucas (beluga whale) is the source of this 786-nucleotide messenger RNA. NCBI's taxonomy places the organism in Eukaryota, Metazoa, Chordata, Mammalia, Artiodactyla, Monodontidae. The record is from RefSeq and is a predicted model, not a curated record.